AUGUCCGGUCGCCACGAGAAAGAGAAAGGCGUGAAUGUGCAAGUCCUUCUGCGUUGCAGGCCGUUUAGUGAGGACGAGCUAAGAAACAACGCGCCGCAAGUCGUGACUUGUAAUGACUACCAGAGAGAGGUCUCCGUUUCGCAGAGUAUCGCCGGGAAGCAUAUCGAUAGGGUUUUCACUUUUGAUAAGGUUUUUGGUCCUUCAGCUCAGCAAAAAGAUUUAUAUGAACAAGCGAUGGUUCCUAUUGUGAAUGAAGUUUUGGAAGGUUUUAACUGUACCAUUUUUGCUUAUGGUCAAACUGGUACAGGGAAAACAUUCACGAUGGAGGGUGAAUGCAAAAGGUCAAAGAGCGGGCCCAAUGGAGAAUUGCCUGCAGAAGCAGGAGUCAUACCUAGAGCUGUUAAGCAGAUUUUUGAUACACUUGAGAGCCAGAAUGCAGAGUAUAGUGUGAAAGUUACUUUCUUAGAAUUGUACAAUGAGGAGAUCACUGAUCUACUUGCCCCGGAGGAAAUUGCAAGAGUUCCUUUGGAGGAGAAACAAAAAAAGCAGUUGCCUCUUAUGGAGGACGGGAAAGGUGGAGUACUUGUAAGAGGUUUGGAGGAGGAAAUUGUUACAAGUGCAAGUGAAAUUUUCACUCUACUGGAACGGGGAUCUGCAAAACGCAGAACUGCUGAAACUUUGUUAAAUAAACAAUCAAGUCGGUCGCAUUCUCUGUUUUGCAUCACGAUACACAUAAAGGAAGCUACCCCUGAGGGUGAAGAACUAAUUAAAUGUGGCAAACUGAAUUUGGUUGAUUUAGCUGGCUCAGAAAAUAUAUCUCGUUCUGGUGCUAGAGAGGGUCGUGCAAGAGAGGCUGGUGAAAUUAACAAAAGUUUACUUACUUUAGGGCGAGUCAUUAAUGCUCUUGUGGAGCAUCUUGGCCAUAUCCCAUACAGGGAUAGCAAGCUUACUCGGUUACUUCGUGAUUCACUCGGGGGAAGAACCAAGACAUGCAUUAUAGCUACAGUUUCUCCUGCAGUUCAUUGUCUGGAAGAGACCUUAAGUACACUGGAUUAUGCCCACAGGGCAAAGAAUAUUAAAAAUAAGCCCGAGGUUUGUUCUUGUUAUACAUAG
This is a messenger RNA of Pistacia vera, 1113 nucleotides long. RefSeq names its product kinesin-like protein KIN-5C. The record is from RefSeq and is a predicted model, not a curated record. The transcript is spliced from 7 exons. Gene Ontology annotation, biological process: microtubule-based movement. Lineage: Eukaryota; Viridiplantae; Streptophyta; Magnoliopsida; Sapindales; Anacardiaceae. Gene Ontology annotation, molecular function: microtubule binding; plus-end-directed microtubule motor activity; ATP binding. The coding region runs from base 1 to 1113 and encodes 370 amino acids.